AUGACAUCUGCUAGAAUUAAUGAAUUCAAUAAGAAAUGUGAUAUUACAUUUCAAAUUUAUACUCAUAAUAAUAGAAAUUUGCGCCCCACAAUUGUAAAAGAGGAAUUAGAUUGGGUUUUAUAUUUACACAACUUGCAUUUCUGUCUUUUAAGAAGAAAUACAAAAAGUUUGGGUAUUAAAGAAAUAGAAGAUAAUUAUGAACAAGUGUGGAAAACGUGUAGAGACGAUAACGCAGUAACACAGGUUUCCCCUCUAAAACUAAACGUGUUUUCAAGUAUAAGUGAUGCUGGGUUAUUUGCUUGGGAUUGUGAAACAUAUUCAGAAAGUGAAACGCGUAAAGCAAUUUCUUAUGCGUGUACGUUAAUUAAUUUAAAAAAAAAAAGAAAAAUGUUAGACAGAAUAAAUAAUCUCUUUCCAGAUUUAAAUCCUGCAGAUAAUGUUCCAGAAGAAUUUUAUGAUAAACUAAUGAUUAUAGUAGAAAUAUUUGUAGAUGAAGAUUUACAGAAAAAAUGGAAAAGAAAGAAAGAAAUAACAAGUAAUAAUAAUUAUUUACAACAUAUUAAUUUCACAUGUUCCUAUCAACAUGAAACAUCUAGUUUGGCGGCAUGGGGUAAUUCAUCUAAUCUACCAAUGAAUUUGAGAAAGAUCACUGAUAUCAAUAUUGCAAAAUACACCAAAGAUAACUGGGAAUCUUUAAGACACGAAUGGGAACCUUACGCUAAAAGAGAUACGUUAUGUCUUGGAAGUUGUUUGAUAAAAUAUAACCAAGUCACGAAAAAAUAUGUCCAAUAA
Molecule: messenger RNA, 792 nt
Organism: Lottia gigantea (owl limpet)
Lineage: Eukaryota; Metazoa; Mollusca; Gastropoda; Lottiidae
Exons: 2
Coding region: 1-792 (263 amino acids)
Source: RefSeq, a predicted model, not a curated record